Lymnaea stagnalis (great pond snail) is the source of this 5234-nucleotide messenger RNA. The record is from the annotation of a GenBank genome assembly. Lineage: Eukaryota; Metazoa; Mollusca; Gastropoda; Lymnaeidae.
UACAUUUAUUUUAACAACGACCAACAUAUAUCAAGCCAAGAUGGCGGAAACAACGAAAGGUUUGCUCAUUUAAUUUCUGAAAUCAAUCAGCAUAAUCUGAUACAUAAUUUGAAAAUAUUUUGGUAGUUUUCGUUAUUUAUUGUUUAACACAGACACCGGGUCCAUUUUCAAAAUUAUUCUUAAAUAAUCAAAGUGUAAUUGCCGUCAGUUUCUCUGACUUCUGUUACUGAAGUCAAGUAAAUGGCGACAAUCGCCUGACUCUAGGACCUAGACCUAGGCCUAGUCGAUUUGCUCCCUUACACUCCCUCCUCUUAUAUGUCUUGGAUUAAGCCUACCAGACCUUGUUGACGUUAGAAACAUUCUUGUCACGAAUCUAGACUAGAAAAUAAAAAUAAAUUUGGGGAAAUUCAAUCGGUAAAUGUGAAGAGAUAGCUCCGCGUUUUUUUACCAUGGCGAACUUAUGUCCUAAAUUUAUCCUUACACCUAACCUAAACCCUUAAUCUAUCCCUAAACCUAACCUGAACCCUAAACUUAUCCCUAACCUGGGUUUUGACCCUAUCGGAACCAGUGUUUUGACGCUAUUGGAACCAGGGACAAAACACCCAAAUGAUGUCAGGGUCAGGGUGCUAUCUCUUCACAUUAGCCAGUCAAUCCAUCUACUAACUACACUACAAAAACAACAUGAGAUUGAGAUGCUUACAUGAAGUAGCUACCGACCUAAUUUUUUUUAAAAUAAUAAAGAUUUUUAAAAAUAUAAAAAUAUUACAGUUCUAUAAAUCAAAUUUGGUAAGUGCAAAGAAUGGAUGCCAUGUUUUUCCCCAUGGCCGCCAUCUUGGUUGACAUGACCAAUGUAAAAAAAAUGAUACUGGAAUAAACUUUCUAGUUUUAGUUUUAGUUUAGUUCUUUCUCAGCUAUGAAUUUUUCAAAGUCCAAUUUCAUUUGUAAUUUUUUAUGAACGUGUUGGACUGCACCUCCACACUUUGUAACCUAAUUCCGCUGAUUGUGUCAUGCGCUAUAACUCUUGUUUUAAAGAUAAUUUUAUUCAGCUUUUAUUUUCAUGAGUUUAAGAUGUUCAUUAUAUAUUUAUUUUUAUAGUAAGGCAAUGCGUCCCCCUAAAACAUAUAUUGGUUAGGGACUACUUACUUUCAACUUCUGCACAUUACUAAUUAAUUAAAGCUUUCAGUGACCAAUGGUUUAAUAGUUUUUGCUCAUGGAAAUCUCUUAAUAAAACUUAAGUAGUAUAGCCACAUGGAAGUGACUGUGAAUGGUUGCCCUCGACAAAGUUUUCAUGCCACAAAGUAUGAUAAUUUAUCAUAUGGACUCUACCUGGGUUUUAAACCUAUAAUUAGAAUCUUAUUGUUUAAAUGCCUGCUAAGUUCAUUCUAAAAAACUAGUAAUCAAAUGUUUUGAUGUAAAAAUUAGUAAUAAAUAGUGGCAUCUUCCCCAUUUAAAAGGUCAAAUUGACUUUGGACUGUGUUCUUAUCAUAAUGCAGGUUACCGGGACAAGCAUAACAGAAGUCAGACGUGACAUACAUUAAUGAGAUUCGGCACACAUUUACAUCAAUAAUAUGAUGCUUUUUAAUAUUUAAUGUGAAUGAAAGACAGUGUCAUUUAAUUGGUUCAAAAAUUUUUGAGGGAAAGAUCCUUAUAUAUACCAAGGAAUUUCCAUAAUUAUGGUCAAUUGAAAAGGCAAAACAGUUCAAUUGAAUAUGUCCAUAUUGUAGACCUGUGGAAAGAUACCACAAUUUUAUGAAAAAAUAGUCAUUUCUUUAAUGAAAAUCACGGAUGUCCAAAAAUUUAAAAUUGGAUUCCUCUGUCCCGAUGUCCAUUUAAUUAACCAUACCCAUUUGAAGUAAUCUCCCUUGCUUUACUGAAGUGCUUAGGCGAAACAUUUACCCCAUCUCAGCCUUGCUUGAAAAAUAAUAUUAACAAUAAUAUAAAGUAAUAAACUUAAAGAUCAUUUAAAUAUCACACUCAAAAGGAUUGGUAACCUAGUUUACUAAUACAUUUUUUUUAAAUUAAUUGCGCCAACUGUUUUUUGUUCUUUUUUUAACCCAACAAGUUACUCCAUGAAACAUGCCAUUUUUAUAUUUACCAUUUUUAAAAAGAGGUUACCUCAUUUUGAUAAAAUUUGUAUCUUUUAUAUAUAUAUAUAUAUAUAGUCAAUUGAUAUAUAUUUUGAGUGUGCAUUAUUAUCCUAGUUUCAUUAACCAAUAUGAAACACAAUUGAAAAAUCUGCAUAGUAAACUUCAUACCCUGGUUAUGUUAUAAAUCAAUCUGUUCUAAUACUCACUAUACUGCUUAGACAUUUUUUCAAGUUUAACAAUUGAGACAUGGAUUUUUUAGUUUAGACUCUUUAGUUUUCAAAGUUGCCUCUCUGUUGUAAAUUGCUUUUAAAUGGCAUCAAGUUGUCAUUAGCCAUACUCUUCAAUGAAUUUCAUUUUCCUGGUGAGACCUAUUGAUCAAGGAGUUCUAAACACUGAAGUGGAAAAGGGAUUCUUGAUCCAACAUUAUGUUCACUCUGCUAUUCUUUUGUUUCUUCUUUCGGUACGACUUGUAGUCUCAAAUCCCCCAGUAUUUCACAUUACCCAGGAGCAGACUCAGUGUCAGGCCCAGAUGGGGAUGUCAAGAGUCCUUCAACUGGAAAGCGCCGUUCUACAGAGUCAACAGAUGAAUCGGCACCACCAAAGAAAAUUAGUAUGUCUUUAGGAUCAAAACCAAAGGCAACACUCAAUCAGAAAAUCAGCUUUAAUUUGGGAUCACCUAGUUUGACCAAGUCUACUCCAAAACCUACAAAGACCUUGGUUGCUCCUAUUAAAAUGUCUCUAAAUCCUGCACAGGUAUUAUGUGUAUUGUUUUAUUACAUGAUGUUAACCCAGUCCUUGAUAAUCAGCUUUUCAUGUAAACCCUCCCAUCUAUUAACCGGAGGGACAUAACCUAAAAAAAUGAAAAAGUUAUUGUUUUAUCUUUAUUUAAAUAUAAAAAUGAAUGAAGAGUUAAAAACUGUUAUAAGAACGUUUUAUAUAGAAUAAAAUUAUAUUUGAAAUUGAACUUAAGUAUUUUCACAAGUUCACUUCCAUGAUCAUGUUUAGCAUCGGCAUCAAUAUCAUUGUACUGGUACUUGUAUUAUAGUCAGAUUCAGAGUCACCUUCACCCAUGGCAGGAUGAAUGCAUCACUUUCAAUAUAUUCUAUAUUGGUCUGUUUGAGAUAUUUUUAUAGUCCAAGGUUAAUAAUAAACUUCUCAAGAGUUUGGGAAGCCAUGCAAUUCUUCUAACCCUCGAGAGUUAGUAACACGAAAAAGAUAAAAACAUUAAGAUUUCCUCAUCAAGAAAAAGCAACAAUGUCACAAGGAUAGCAGUAAGCUUUGGUAGUCAUUUGUGCGGUAGUUUGUUAGGUUGCUAGAUGCCCUGAACAAGUAUAAUAAAACAAAAGCAUGUACAUGUGCUGGGAAAUCAGGAGUACAGCGCAAUAAGCAGGAGUGGGUUAAUGUUAUGUUUUCAAAUAUUAAUUUCAUUACAAUUUUAUUAGCAAAUUUGAUAUCUUUAUUUGCUAAAUAAAGUUUUAAAGUAUGAAAGUUUUUUUUUUUUGAAAUAUUUGAACGUAGAAAUUCUGCAUUCUAAAUUUUAUUGAACUCUGCCAGAAAUCAAUCGUACACUACAUAAAGUAUUGAUUCUUGUUAACUUUUCUCAAUUGAUUGAUUUAUACUUAAAGAAAGAAAAGGACACACCUCCAAUAGUCCAGAAGAGUGCUCUGGCAGCAAAAGUGUUUGAUGAAUCAGACGAGGUUAGUAUGAAAACAAAAUGUUAAAAUGAUAUAUAGUUAGGUUUUGAUUUGUUUAAGUAUGUUUGACAGUUUCCCCUGUUUUUUUUGUUAUUGCUGUUUACUAAUAAUAUGUGUUUGUUCGCUUCUUUGUGACUUGAUUUUUCUAAUAAAAGGAUAGUAAAUGCCUCUAGAUAAAUAGUAACCACGCCCCUUGGCCAUUUCUGAUUUCAUGUAUUUUUAACAUUAAAAAUUUAUUGAUUAAGAUUCUGAGAACAAAACAAAUAAUGCUCAAUGUAUUAUUUGUUUCACUUUUUAUUUUUUCAGAGUGGAGAUGAAGAAAUGCCUCCUGAAGCAAAGAUGAGAAUGAAGAAUAUAGGAAGGUAAGUACCGGUACUUUAUUUUGUUUAUACAAUUGCAAAUUAUUUAGUUCUAGCUUAGCAGUUUUUGAUACGAGAUUAUAUUGUUUAUUAAAAUAUCAGAUUUUAAGAUUAUUUAACUACAGAUUAGUCCUUGGUACCUAUUUGUCUGUACAAAUUGCUAUUUGUAAUCCGUGAGUAUACGUAUAUAGUUUCAUGACUUAUAAAUGAACUAUUUUUCAAUAUAUUAGUAUAAAUUUUAAGAGAAGAGAGUAAUUACAGUUGUAUUCAAAAUGUCAUCUCAUCAAAAAAAAAAAUUUGAUGGUUGUGCAAAAAUGGUAUAGACCAAGUUAAAAAUGCAAAAUCAGAACACCAAAGUUAUGUUGAUAUGCAUUUUAUUUUAUUAAUAUGUUCACUAUAUUUUUAUCACCCAGCCUGCGGAAACUAAAUCUCUGGCUAGACAUCUUUGAAUUAUUUUUUACAGAGCACCAUUUACAGUAAUGUAAUAUGUUUCAUUUCAGAAAUCGAUCACAUAUUUUUUACCAUCCUAUCAUUUCAGAGAUACCCCAACGGCGUCAGGCCCCAAUUCUUAUGGGAAAGGCAAGCAAGGGUUCAUAGACAGGCACAAGAUUAUUGAGAAGCAGUUAAAGGAAGAGAUGGAAAGGGUAUCGGGAGAUAAUGAAAGACUCUUGAACUUGAAAUGAAAUGUACAAACUUUGAUAUAUGCAUAUUCCCAAUUUCUGUAGAGCCAUAUUUUGUUGCGAGGUGGAUGGAUACUGUUGUUGUUUGGUUUGUUUUGUUUCCUAGCUCAUCUGAUGAUGUGUGAGAGUUGGCUGGGUACGAAUGGAAGGUAUGGUUAACAUGUGUUCACAAUUUAUUCAACUAUUAUUAAAGUAUUCUUUUUUUGUUUUUUUAAAUAUAUUGUUCUUUGUUUAAAUCUUUUUUUAAAUUUUUGAUUCAUCACUCAUGUUAGGAUUCUAUGUAGACUUGCUACGUAUCAGUAUUGUAGGUAAAAUCUAACCUGGUCAACCACUGGUAUAUAACUAAAAUAAAUUUUAUCAACCACUGUUGGCACUGGUAUAUCAUUACAUUACAUGUCCUAAAACUAAAAUAAC